UUGAAGGAUCGAUAUGUGCACAUUACUUGCAUCGAGAAACAUCACAUUUUUGCAGUCACUAUUUCAAGCAUUUGAUGUUAACUCCAAGAAUCAUUCGAAAUCCUGUCAAUGUUAGUGAAAGGAGUCAAUUCACUUUAUCGGUCUUCGGGCUUCCAGGCCGUCCAUCUGGAAAAAAGGGUGUGCAUUGGUUGACCCAACAAGAAAUGCAAUCUGCCCAUGUUCAUGUCUUGAUCAACUGCGUUGAAGUUAAACCAUUUCUUGAGGAAUUCAACAACACCUAUUUUCAUACUACCGGUGUACAAUCAACAUCUGGUGUCAUCCAUGCUCAAUUCCCAGCAUGGUUUAAGGAGAGAAUGUAUAGCAUUGUUGCACCGACUCCCGAAAUACUCCAUUUGAGAAACUUGUCUCAAGGCCCUAUUCAAAGCGCAAAUGAAUGGCACACAUACUUCGUGAAUGGAUAUAAAUUUCACACUCAUACAUGGACUGAAGGGAAAAAGACCAUAAACAGUGGUGUUUUUGUGAAAGGAGUUACAGAUGGUGGUGAAGAUGACUUCUAUGGUUUUGUCAAACAUAUCUAUGAGUUGGUAAAAUGCCACCCCGACUUGAUAAAGAGUCAGGUUAAUCGUAUGUCCAUGGCCAGUACUCAGGGUUUUCUGCCACUACUCUCCUCUCAGUAUCCAUAUGACAGUCCGUCUUUUAUUACCCCACCACCACCUGGUUACCCAUCCUUCCAGCAGACACAGAUGCCCCCAUCCUUCCAGGAGACAUAG
Messenger RNA from Vicia villosa (hairy vetch), 770 nucleotides. RefSeq lists its product as uncharacterized. Lineage: Eukaryota; Viridiplantae; Streptophyta; Magnoliopsida; Fabales; Fabaceae. The transcript is spliced from 4 exons. The record is from RefSeq and is a predicted model, not a curated record. The coding region runs from base 75 to 770 and encodes 231 amino acids.